CCUGCAUAUACAUUCAUUCAUGCCAAGGUAGGUAUGUAAAUAUAGUGAGUGCUGUUGACUGUUCACAUGCAUGCAAGGUGUUUAAUGCAUUUCUAUAGCGAUGGUGGUAAAAUUACCUGCAGUAUUAUGGACAUUUGUGACAGUAAUGUCACUUCAAUGCAGUGACUGCCUGAGUAGCGUUCGUGCGAACCGCAGGAUACGUUCCAGUUCCAAGGUAAGCUAAAUCUCGUCUGAACACUGAAAUUCAAUGCGAAAUGUUUACAUUGAAAUAUGAAUGCAUAAUUCGAUCGAUCUCACAACAGUCAGAAAACCUAGGCCAGUUUUGGUCGAUUUCUACGUAUUGCAUAUUUUAUUUCAAGACACUUAGACGAAAUAUUUCGUAUCUCAAGUAACAAGUUAUAUUUGUGCCAGCCAGAGCCUAAUGAUAAUCUAGAUUAGAGAAUAGCGGCAAAUAUAGCAGAUAUACCAAUUAAACAUGUACAAAUAUGUACAAUAUAGUAAAAGCGUGGCGUGCCAUCUUUUGUACAUGUGCAUAUGUCUAAGCAUAUGGUGUCAAAGUGUCAAGCAUGUAAGAGAUCCUGUCAAGGAGAAAAUUAGACUUGUAAAACGAGAGUAAAACGAAUGAGCGAAUAAAACGAACGGGCAAGCUUGGACAAAUCCCCUAUUUCGAAAUCCACACUUUAACCUGAAAUAUUUGAGCCCAACUGUGAAGCUAAAUAAUACGACUUAAUUGUAGGAUAAGUCUAUGAAAAAAAAUAGUUUGACAUGUAUCAAAAUGACAAUGAAAAUAAUGUCAUGAAAAUUAUUGAACGGCCCGUUCAAUAUGCCGAAUCGUGAUGGUUGAGUGGUUAUAUAACAUAAUAAUACGUACGUCCUUUUGAAUUUAGUAAAAUUUGCCAUGCCCGAUUAUUAGUUUGCAUUAUGUGUCCUUGAGACAUUAUUGUACAAUUAGUAAUUGUACAAUUCAUAGUGUGAACUACAGUGAGCUAAACCUUGGGAGCUUUUAUUAACCGAUCGUAUUAUCUUGUAUACUAACUAGACAACGUGCUAGUAAACUUAUCUAGCGGAAAGUCGGAGGCUGAUAUUUUGAAUAAGAUAAUGUAUAAGCAAGAUCUUUUUGGUCGAUAAUAUCUGCUCACUUUGCCCCCCCAAGGCAUAACUAUGGCUCAUUCGACCAACCGGACUUUGUGAACAAAUUCCAAUCAAUCUCCUUCAUACACCUCCCUUAAAAAUGAUGCUAGCAUGCAACUCAUGAGGAUUUAUGAAAAUAAUAAAACGUCAAAAUAUAGUUGUGCAAACAGAUUUAAAAAUCGUAUGCAAUUAUGCAAGUCUGCUUCAAUCUAUGUAUUUAUCUUCGUCUUAAAGUUCCAGUUCGCUUGUAAUUAAAAUCUCAUCUUUAAUAUCAGCUCGAUAUAGUUCGCAAACAAAUGCUGCGUUUCGGUAUGAUGAGGGGCAAAUCGAAGGGCGGGGGAGUGGUUCCUGGUAGUUAUUAUUUGUGUGAUUAUAUUUUACAUAUGUGAUAGUAUAUAUUUACAUUUUGUUAUUUUGCAAGGAUAUAUCAAGACCCGAAAUGAAUAUAUCCAUAUACAAUUCACUGACACCAACGUGAACAAUUGCUUUAGCGUAAACCAUAAAGAAAAAAAAAUGACAAACUGAACAACUGACCAACGAAAAUAUUUUUAAAACAGUACUCGAAAUUAAACCCAGUAAGUAAACAAAGCAGUAUUGACAAGCCUUUAAUGCUUUACUAAUUCAAUUCAUUAGAAUAGAUUUGAUGGACACUAUAAACCACUGAUAAUAUAACUUUCUGGCUUAUUUUGUGUUUGGCGGAACUGCAGCUUCGUUUAGUAAACAAAUCGUUCGUCUGUAUAAGCGGGAAGAUAUUUUGUUUUGGUCCGCAGGUGAAUAGUGCAAGGAUAUUAGAAGCAGAGCAACCAAUCAUGCCAAUCAAAUUACACGAAAAGCACUAUUCUUCUCCCUAGCUAGUAUAUCUUAAAACUGUAUAUUCAUCUUAUUAAAAUUUAUUGUUUAUGUACUGCGUUGUUGCUUGUCAUUUCGCAUGAAUUUCCUAUAUCUUAUCAAUUUCUUAAAUGAUAACGCAGCAUGAAGCACGCCCCCAAACCUAAUUAUCGAAAGCCCGCCCAUUGUGUUGGCGAAAGUAAGGCUUGCAUCCACUCCCUCAAUUGUGAUACACUCGCAAUGCGCCUGGUACGACACUGCUCUGAUGUGACAUUCAUUUCAUGGUGGCAUGAAAUGGAACGCAUGCAACAUUAUUUUCUAAAAACAAUUCAGCUUCCUGAGUCAUAAGGCUCUUUUAUUUCCACUCAUCGCAAAAACAGCUCGCAACAAUUGCAAUAUGUAUAAUGUUGUAUUUGCAAUAUGUAUAAUUGCAAUAUGUAUUGUCAUAAGGCUCUUUUAUUUCCACUCAUCGCAAAAACAGCUCGCACAAUUGCAAUAUGUAUAAUGGUAUAUUUUCAUAGCAGGGGUUUCGUUAGAAAUUCUAAUGUAGCAGAAAUUCUUGUAAUUCCCAUCUACUGGAUGCUUCAUACAACUAUCAUAUUACAUCAUAUAAUUAAUAUGUCAUUAUUGUUUCCACAAGCAGCUGCUAGAAUAAUUCAUUAGACUGUUGAAUAUAAAUAUAGAAAAUACAGUCUACUGUGAAAUUCAUGAUCACACAAAUCUACAUACGAAUCAAAACAGGUUUCGCGAAUAGUUUGGUCAAACACGCAUUUCGUUUCUUUUUCAUCAAAAUAUGAGUUUUACCAAUGACAAUGUGUUGGGUGCCAGCAAUUAAAGACAUUAGAUUUUCAACAUACUGUAAUGUUUUAUUCUACAUGCCUCCUAAGGGGACAAUCACAUUGGUUAACCCAUCAGGUUGAGAAGAAGGAAGGAAUUCGAAUUAAACAGCCGUUUCUAUUCUUAAUUUUUGCGGUAGGCAGUCCUACAGUAUACAUGAAAGAUAUCCGAGAAUUCCGAUAUCUGGCAAUACUAACCUGAUCCCAACGGGUGACUUCAAAAUAUUCAGAUAUUAUAACACUUUGUAUCCAAAAUCAACAACUGCCACUGCAUGAAUCCUUUUGCCCCUAUUGAGAAGAAAAUAUUUUACUAUAACCUCUUAUUGUUCUCAAGACUAACGCAAUAAAGAGUAAGAUAAUCAAACUAUAUAGGUCUCGCCUUACAAAUUUGUUUUCAUGAAAAAAUGUCAUGGACUUUUGGCUUCAUUUUUGAACCCCUUUAUACCUGAAGCUAGAUAUAUAGCCUACAUGAAGCUAAAUAAGGAGAAUUUCGACGUUCCGAGCGAAGACCCUUCGCCGUCUGUAGUUACUGUGUGACUAUAUAUCAUCGGACUGGCGUGUAAAAGUUCUCGGGGUGCUCUAUGGUGUCAGAACUAAAUACUACUUUGCCCAAAUGACAAAACAAAACAACCUCACGAAUGGCGUAAUAGGAGUUGCAUUAAGCCCCUUUAAACGAGGCCAAUAUCGGCUAGUACCAACAUCACUCAACAUUGUUGUAUGUAAGAGUUUGCUCUGGUUUGAACACUUUUGUUGCAUGGUUGAUUUUGUAGGAUGUUGAAUCGGAUUCGACUUUGUUAAAAUUUUCACUGGUACAUAAUUUGACAAUUACGCGUGAUCAUGCACUGGCAUUCGACGAUAACAUGUGAUCAUUGAGCGCGCUCCUCCAACACUGACCAACAUUGUUGAACCCGCAAAAAUUAUGAAACAUUGGAGGGGAAAUAGACAUUUUGCAGCUUGCUGAUAGAGCCAAAUUCAUGUGCAAAACUUAGAAAAUACUUUUUCGUCAUUUGACUUUAAUUCAAAUGCCUUCGAGUCCAUGCUUUAUCGACACUCUUGACUGUUUUACUUUCAUCUGUGGAAAAACGUUUUACCAAAAGUUUGGGUAUUCCUGUUGAUUUUGAGCUUUUAACCUUUCUUAGCUUUAACAACACAAAAACUGGAAAAUCUAUGUUUUCAAAGUUGUUUAUUACUUUUGUUGCUUUAUCUAAAUAUCCCGACUUUGCCUCCGAAAAUAGCAAUAUCCGAGGAAAUUUUUUUAGCCAAUCAGAUAGCAUAAAUUACCUCCCCCCCCAGCUAGGAAGUGUCAAUUUGUCCCUAUAUAUUUUUCUACUAACAACCCACAAACUAUUCUUUUUAUAUAAAUCUCUAUGGUUGUACCAAUAAUAUUGGACGAUGUUCAUGGGCUCGUCUGAACGGGGACUUUGCCGGGCCUGAGAUUACUGCGUCUAUCGCAUAUGAGCCAUGUUUUCUUCCUCUAAAAUAGAUUAUCACAGAGAUCAUUGAAUUGGAAAAAGGGACUGAAGUAACCUAUCUCAACUGUUCUACAAAUAUUAAUGGUACAAAACUCAAGGUUGAAUGGAAAAAAGAUGGUGUAAUUAUACCUGAAUUAUAUUCCUCGGAUGUUUGUCCAAUAUACGAUGCGAAUUGUGAUGGCAAAUACACAUGUUUUGCAAGCGGCUCUAAUUCGACAGUUAUAAUUUUGAAAGAAUUCGUGGUCAAAAUAUUAGGUAUAAUAAUAAUAAAACUUUCAUUAAUUUCUGUCACUGACUGAUAAGAUGUUAUUAAAAUAAUGCAUUCGUAUUCAUGUUUAUUAUAAGUAAUAGCAUGGUUUGAGGGAGAUUAGUGAUUAAAUGACCCCGUAAUAGCAUAGUUGAGUUCCCACUUACGCAUGCCCUACUUGCUAUCAGAUGAUUUAAGCUAAAAUGAUUUGCUUCUUUGCCUGUGGAAUGUAAAAGCUUGUUGCACAUGCGCACUUUUUACGCUAUAAUCGGUUACGCAUGCGCAAUCUAUCAUUUAACGUACCACAACAAACAAAAUAAAUAUAUCAGUAUAAAAUUGGAGACUGCACAAGCGUAAUUUAAAUGAUGCAACAACUCAGGGAUCGGAUGAUAGAUUAUUGACGGAUCUGAGCUAACUGUUGCUGUCCCUUGCACGAUUAUUUGCGUGAGGCACUUGCCUAAUUGACCGGGCGAUAGUGAUGGGUGAUACCAGCUUUUUUGGUUUCGAUACGACACCAGUCCGAUACCAUGAAUUUUGAUCGAUACCAAAAUCGAUACCGAUACUCAAUUUUUUCCAUUUAUUUACAUUUUACUCAAAUACAACAUAUAGCGAUAAAAAUACCUUGUUUGGUACAUUUCUGAUAAAAAUCAGACAAAAAGAGCAAGGAUUAUAAAAGGAUGGUUUAAAUAUAUGACGGAUUGUAAACACUUUCCAGAUCAUCUAUUCGUCCCGAAAAAUGGGUCUUUGAGUUGAGUUUGAGUACAUUAGGAGUGAGGUUAGGGUUAGGAUUAAGGUUAGGAUUAGGGUACUAAGUCAUUGAACUACAAAAACCACUAAACAGUGACUCGGACAUUUGACUCGGGCUCGGUUUGACUCGGGCUCGGAUUUGACUCAGACUCGGAUUUGACUCGGUUAACCGACAAACUCAGUCCAACUCUAACACAACUGCAUAAAUUUAUCAUUCCCGUAAACCUUAUAACGCUAUUUGCCGAAAACAUGCAUCCAGGGUGUGACGAACGCGCCAGUCUGAUCAAAAGACAAAGCCUGGAACUAUGGUUGUGAACAAAUGUGUAGAAUGAUUCUUUUGACAUCAGAGAGAAAAUUAAUAUGAAGCGACGUAUAGUUAAACGAAAAUUUCGCCGCCAAACGUGAAGCUUAAACUCCGUUUAAUAUAUCUUGCAGGUAGAUUAGCCCUUACGAAAUGGUUAGAUACUAUGCCCCAUCCACAUACUUCCACCUUCUACAUGCAGUUAGUAGUAAGUUUGGCAAAUGCAACGGCAACGUCGUCAUGCAUUAACAACAGAAUUUUUACUGUCAAGACCAAGCGCAUGAUAUGUGUUACAAUUUUUCUUGCAACUUGUAACCCUGUUGUGUAACAUCCUUAUUUGGCAACUGGCAAUUUAUUUAUUUGUUUAUUUAGCUUUGCCAACUAGGGCAGGGUGACCACAACAGCAUGUGCCAGUUACUGUGGGCCCUUUUUACCUAACCCACCCUGUUAACUUUCCCUGUGGGAGGAAACCGGAGUACCCUUGGAAAACCGACGAAUUUCGGCAGAACGUUGACAUUUUCUCUUUUCACUUGAGGACUGGGUUCGGGUCGCAUUAAGAAAGUCCUCGCUGAGGCUUGUACCUACGGCCUCAGAGGUGAAAGACAAGUGCGCUAACCAUUUGGGCACCAAAGCCCCCUAAUGGAAUGAGAAAAUGCAUUGCGAGUUGCAGUUGCAAAGAAGGUUGAACUGGUUUGUACUUUUCGCAAUGCCGCGCGACAAGUUGCAACCUGGAUCGCAAUAUUUGAAAAAUUAACCAGUCACAACACAGACAUGCCACUGCAAAUUGCAACAUUCUUUUUGGAAAAAAAAUGUUGGAAGAAAAAAUUGCAUCGCGUAGCAUGGCCUUAAGACAGAGGUGUUAUUUAUUUCGCUGCUUAUUACUUAUAGAGUUCGAACAAACAUAUAAUAUCAGACAAAUACUAUGAGAAGCACUAAUUUUAUUCCUUAAUCUGUUUUUACAAUGAAACUUUAAAACCACGCAAGAUAAUUCACCAUGUGGAAACGCUGGAGAAGGUAUUGUUGGUAUAUUUACUUAGGUUCAGGUUUGGCUUCCACUAUACCGUUACCAUUGAGCGACCAUUAACCAUGCAAUUCGAUGCAUUAACCAAUCACUAAGCCAGUGAGAAGUAGCAGUAGUGGAAGUCAAAUCUGAACCUCUGUAUUGUUACACUUGAGACGUCAUAAUUUUAGAACUAAUACUACAUUACAAUAUACUCGUGAUAUUAUGCUGCGCGUUAUUGUUCACUCGGUAAUAUGAUAAGAAGAAAAUGUUCUCGAGUGAGAUAUAUCAUACCGCUGUCUGGACAUUAUUAUACAUAUCUAUAUAUAUGCAGGCAAAACAUACAUAUAAACAAAACUAUAAUCAGAAAAGAGCACAUUGUUUGUUGUUAUUCCAGACAUUCUCUCUCCCUUUACUGGCAGAAUUUCAACUUUUCACAAAAAAGAGUUUUGGGCACAACUCGCCCCUGGCUACGACACUGAAAUAAUAUUGUUUUUUGUGGUUUCGUUAAACAGAAUUAGUGCAGAGAAGUGAAAUAUGCAUCGUCCCUACUACACAAGACUAUCCAUGUUGCCACUACCAUAUCCCUCCACCAGGAAUGUUGCGUUUGAGUCGAAAAAUUUCCAGUGAUGUUAAGAGCAAAUGUAAGCUGGAUACAUUAAAAAAUCCAACACCAUGGCAAAUUGAUGUGGCAUGGAAUUUAACGCAUAAUGGUAAAUUUUAAUCAAUCUUUUACUUUACUAUUUCUUUUUAGUGCAUCAGUUUAUUGUUCAUACGUAAAUGUCUAAUGUAUCAGUCACUAUUUACAGACUACUACUAUAUAACUACCAUAAAACUAUAUAUGUCAUUCCGAAGAAAGUGUGCAUUUAACACAUCAAACAACACAUCUAUUGCACAUGAAAUAAAAUGGACACCUUUUUCGGAAUAACAUUAGUAUUAUAAAACUUCCAAACUUUGGAACUUUGGAAGCUAUUGAUCUGAUGAAAUUUCAAAAUGCAUAUCACUCUCUAUAUAUAAAGUUUGGAAAUGUUUUUUGUUCGUUUCAUGAGUCUAUGUACAGUUGAACUCUUAUUAAACACAUUUUCCGUGGAUUUGCCCGUACGUCAUUUUUACUCGGUUCUCUUAAACUCGAAUUAGUAGGAAAAAAUAUAUAUUAUGUGCUUAUUGUAUAUUUCACAAAUAUAAGUCGUAUCAUUGGGUCUUUGGAACAGUCACGUAAAUUUCAAUGCAAUGCAAUGCAAUACAAUGCAAUACAAUGCAAUGCAAUGCAAUGCAAUGCAAUGCAAUGCAAUGCAAUGCAAUGCAAUGCAAUGCAAUGCAAUGCAAUGCAAUGCAAUGCAAUGCAAUGCAAUGCAAUGCAAUACAAUGCAUGCAAUGCAAUGCAAUGCAAUGCAAUGCAAUGCAAUGCAAUGCAAUGCAAUGCAAUGCAAUCCAAUCCAAUGUAAUUCACUUCACUUCAAUUCAAUUCAAUUCAAUGCAAUGCAAUGCAAUGCAAUGCAAUGCAAUGCAAUGCAAUGCAAUGCAAUGCAAUGCAAUCCAAUCCAAUGUAAUUCACUUCACUUCAAUUCAAUUCAAUUCAAUUCAAAUCAAAUCAAAAUAAUAAAAAUUCAAAAGCAUGCACGAGCGUUUAAAUUAUUUUUUAUCAACCUUUGUCUGUGUACGUGACGUUGAUGUCGAUCAAGGACAUAAAAAUCCUAAUUUAUUUGUUUUAAAUACAUUAUUGGAUGGUGACCAAACGGUAGGAGUGCGAACGGGACCCGAGGUCCCAUGCGAGGCACUCCUCCGAUUAAAGAUACAACAACAGACAAUACAUGUAGAAUAAAAUGUUUUUAAAUAAAUAAAAUUAUUUGAGAUAAGAAAACACUUGAAAGAGCAGGAAAGCAUAUAUGAUUAAAUAACUAUUUUAAUGGUUUUGCCUGUAAUAUGCCGCACAAAAAUAAUAUACCUAACUUCCCUAAAAAAUUAUAUUCCUGCAAUACUCCUACACCAUUAUAAAUGUCUUCUAUUCAAACUAUAUUUUUUGAAACCAAAAAUGGCUAUUCGAGGAAAAAAUUUCCUACACAAUUCCUUCGAAAUCGUUGCAAAACAAACGUUUUCCGUCACCAAUUUUCUCAACCGUGGUUUCAGUGGCAAAACUUGCCAUGGCAAAUGCUAAUAAACCUGUACCAAAUUAGUUUAAAGACAAUGAAUUAUGUAUAGGUUUGAAAAAUACAAUAAUUUAAAAAUUUGCAUAGCAUGCGUUAUGAUCCAUGAUUGAGUAGUCAAUCAGAAUGCUGCAUCUUGUAAUAAACUGUGAUGGUUGAGUGUUACAAGUAUUAAAUAAAUUUAAGUUAACGCUUAUUCCUAGAGGCCGAGUAAGGACCACCCCUUAUAUAGUUAUUAAUUGUUUCUUCUAAAUUAGCUACAUGGAUAUGGGGUUGGCAAGUCAGCCUUAGUGGACUUGACAACUCUGUUGGUGUUAAAAGAUGUGUCCAAAUCAAUAGUAAGGUAAGAUUGCGUCUUUCUUUGGUGUACGCAAGCAUCCAUAAUUGCUUUGGUGUGCGCAGGCAUGCUUCUAACUACAAAAAUAUAUUGUCCGUUUUAUAAUAACUUUCUUUAAACCAGAUAAGCAUGCAGCUACAAUAUUUGACAUAACUCUUGAGAACAUUCCGGCCAAUCUAUAUUGUAAAGUUACUGCACAUGCAUUGACAAAACAAACCUUGGCUCCACCUUUCCCUCAGUUCAAUGCGGAAACAAAUUUUAAUAUUUUACCAUGACACAAGCUCAACAUUGUGUUGAUGAAGUGGACCGGGGGAUUAUAAAACGCAACAUGAAUUGACAUGGAAUUUAUCAUUAUAGGGGUAUACGAAUUUUGUAUAGAGGGAAAGGUAGUCUUAACCAGUUAUAUUCAAGAUUGUAGAAAUAGCACCUCCCUUCCCUCCCCUCUCCUUUCCUCACCCUAACACAAUAUUAUUGAAAAAAUUAUUAUUCUAUAUGAUUUCUUGCGCACACAUCAGUAUAGUACAGGGAGUAGGGGGAAGGGUGGGAUUUUUGAAUUCCAUGAUUACAGAAAGUGGCAGAAAUUAACCUAUUUGCACUCACUAUUUAAUGGCUGAUUUAGCUUUCCAGGUUAAAAUUUCCGACUAAUUGUUUAUUUUACGUAAAGGAGGUUUGACUAAUCUCGCAACGAAAAUUUUGGUUAUGUACAAAUGAACAUCCAAUGAAAAUGCUAAAAAUCUAACAGCUGAAUGCUAAAUUAUAAUUAAGAAUUUGAUUUAUUAGAGUAAAUUGCUGAACUGGACAUUUGAUGGUCUACCGUUUGGGAGUAAAUACGAGAUCAAAGUGCAAGCGUUACCAUCAGAUUUAACAAAUUACAUUCACGAAACUAUUGUCCUUCCAAGAAAGAGAGGUAUGCAGAUGCAACAUUAUACAAAUAAUGAAUGUUUUUAUUCGUGCAAUAGUAACAAUAUAUUUUCAUUCGGUGAAAGAUGGAAAUGUUCCAUUCAACGAGGCGACAUAUAUAUAAUACCAAAAUAGACUAAUAUUGAAAGGUUUACUGUAAGCUCCCGCCAUUUUGACAAGUCGUAUUUGCAUUAAAUCCCAUUUACUGAGUUAAAUAUAUCGGGUUAGAAUAAAUUGCGAUCACAGUACGAGAAGCAUUUAACGGAUGCGAUUUAUUGAAAACACAAAGAGUGCAAUGGAAUAAAACGUAUAGUACAAUGCACUCGCAAAGAGUGCAAUGGAACGUAUUCCACUCUUGUAAAAUGGAAUUUUCUAUUCAAUAUCGCGUGACCAUAAACAGUCAAUUAAACGAUCAGAAUUCAAUUGAAUAAGGUAUUAAAUUAAAUAAUAUAGUUUUUCUAAACACAUGCACAGAUUAUUUGAUUCUCUAGCUUUAUCAUGCAUAUACAGCUAUUUCAAUUAAGAUUGUCCCCGAGCAAAGCGAAAAAGUUGAAUACGAGCGCGAAAGGCUUGCUGGGAAUCGCUAACAAAGUCAUUAAUUGUUUAGCGAUUCCCAGCAAAUCUUUCGCGCUCGUAUUUGACUUUUCCGUUUUGCACAUAAAUACAUAAACAGUACGAUCAGAAAUUGCUUCCACAACUUGACAGCUAAGAUAGGCUUGCUCAUCUUAGUUGUCGAUUUCUGGUCGUGUGUAAGACAACGAGCUCGUUAUUUACAAUUGUCAAUGUCUACAAUGAUAUUGUGUACAUUUUUAAAAGAUUGGACAAAAAUAACAUAUAUUUAGUGCCUCAGCCAAGAGGGAGGGGCAAAGUGGCGGGGAAGGAGGAGGAGGCUCUGCUCACCAAAAACCUCCAUGCAUGCAGAGCUGUAGUUCUUCUGAAAAGUUGAAAUGGGAAAGCGCUGCAAGAUCUGAAGUUGCUAAAAAUACGAUAUAAAAUUAAUAUUUUUAAGGAUAUUGUUUGUUUCAAAACUCGCGCUAGAAUGCGAGAAAUGCUGCUAGAAUGCUAGAAUGCGAGAAAUGCUAGAAACCCUAUAGAAAUUAUAAAUUUCUCCCGGGCGCAUGCUUACAGGCAUCCUUAGAUCUCAUGUUCGGAAUUAAUGUUUACUGAAUAUUCUCCACCCCACUCCCCCCCCUCCCCAGAAAUUAAUAGCGUGCAUGAAAUAUUUUUUCGUCGUCAAGUCACGCUUUCCUUCUUUUAACAUUUGUCUAUUUCCAGAUAUUUGCAAAAAGAUUGGUCGAAAAUGUCAUUGGGAAAUAUGCUGUAAGUCAUGAUGGAUCUAUGAAAAUUGAUUAUAUCUACAGUGCGGCCCUAUAAAGAAACACAAAUUCGUUAUCUUUGUAUAGUCGUUUUCAGACAAUACACUGAUGUUUAAGGAAAGUAAUUUUCAUCGGCUCUAUUUGACAAUCGCUUUUGCGUUCAGAACAACGAAUCAAUUGCUUCGUUCUCAGAAAACCUCAGCCUAAAUCGGUCAAAUGGAGCUCUUCUGAACAGCUUCGGCUGACCCUAGUUAUGAGCUAGCUCAUCAUGUUUCAAAGAUAUUAGACUGAAAGGUACUGAAAAAGAAUUGAAUUAUACAUGGCAGGCUUUAGAACAUCCUGUAAAGAAGAGUGAAAAUCCUAUGUUAUAUAAUGCCUCAACAUCCUAAAGAGAAAGAACGACUGAACAAAAAACACGAACAUCAAGAACAUUCUUGAUCUUUGGAAGGAAGCCAACAUGCUCUUUAGGGAAAGGGAGUAAAGGAAAAGACAUUCUGAAACCAAUAAAUGGCCUUCUUUAUGCACUGACAAUACUGUUUAUGUCAAUUAUGUACAUUAUAUAUUAUAGCGUCGAUUUGUGAAUUUGAUAAUUUAUUUUGGUUGUUUUGCUAAAAAACCCUCCCCUUAAAACUUAGUACAAAUUAACGAAACAAAUACACUCGUCGUACGCAGCCAAUUGAAAUUCAACAAAUUUUUGGUAAAGUUAUUUUGGUUGUUUUGCUAAAAAACCCUCCCCCUAAAAUUUAGUACAAAUUAACGAAACAAAUACACUCGUCGUACGCAGCCAAUUGAAAUUCAACAAAUGUUUGGUAAAGUGAAUAAUAAUCUGUAUAAUCAUCGACCUGACAAGCAGCAAACAUAAUUAAAUUGCUGAUUUCUUCUUCUUUAGUUCCUGUAGAAGAUGUGCAACAAGAGGAAAUGUCUUCAGUCCUAACUUGGCGCCUUUCAAAAUACCAUAAAACACUGCACGAUUUUGAAAUAUAUUACAGUAGUAGUGAUGUCGAUUGCAGUGACAGUGGAAGAAGAAAAGUUCAGGUAAAUUGAAAUUUAGGAAAAGCAUUCAAAACUUUGAACUGUGAGAUAACAGUAUUGAAUUAUAGUAAAGUUGCACUAAUGAUGGCAACGUAAUGUUUUGUAAUUUUAUGGUUUACGAUUACAAAGUAUUGCUUUUUCAUUUUAGAAUAAAACGCGCACUGUUCUGAAUAUACAUAAAUGCCGACACUAUUAUGUGAAAGUAAGAAUCAUUAAUUAAAUAUAUGAUAUAAUUAUGCGCAAGAUACGGUGCAGUGCAAUGAUGUUAUCUAGCUCAAUUAUCUCAUUGGUAAAUAAUUCACUCUUCUCGCUAUAUUUUGGUAGCAGAACAUGAUAGCAUUUAUAUUUUUACAGUUUUAAUACUUUUAAUUUAAUUUAAUUUAAAAAUGACGUAUUGGUAAGCGUAAUAAAAUUGUUAUAUUAUUUACUAUUUCACUCAGGUCCGACCAAUCUUUUCUAAUGCUGAAGAAGGAACAUUUAGUGAAGCAAUCAUGUUUUCUCCCCCUCGAAGACCAAAUAAAGGUGUGAGAAUGCAUAUAUCCCUUACGAAAAUCAACACUAUUUUAACCCUAUUUUACUUUUACUGAAUCGGUGAAGCACAGAUUAAAAUAGGUUUAAAAUAGGAUAAAGUAUAUUUAAAAUAGAGUGCAAAAUAGAAAUAAAAUAAUAAAGUAAAGUGUAACAUUGGUAAUAAAAUAGAUUUUAAAUAUACAUAAAAUAGGUUAAAAAUAGUCGAAAAUACAUAUAAAAUAGUGGAUCAACUGCAGUAUAUUAACUAAAAAUAGUAAUAAAAUUACUGCAAAAAUAGUAAUAAAAUAGUUUAAAAAUAUGAAUAAAAUACUCAAAUAGUAAUAAAAUAGUAGAAUUUAAAAUAGUGAUAAAAUAGCGAACAACAUAGUAAAAAAAUAGUUUAAAAUUCUUAUAAAAUAGUAUAAAAAUAGUCAGAAAGUAGUAAUAAAAUAGUUAUAAAAUAGCAAUAAAAGAAUAGUAAAAUAGUCAUAAAAUAGCAAUAAAAUAGUCAGAAUGUAGCAAUAAAAUAGUUAUAAAAUAACAAUAAAAUAGCUAUAUUAAAAUAGUAGCACUGCAACAUAGUUACUUUAUAAAGUAAUAAAAUUGUAGUAUGAUAAUUAAAACCAGUUAAAAAAUAGUAAUGAAAUAAUAUCAAAUUAGCUGAAAACUAGCAAUGCAGUACCAUGGUUGACAGGUAUAUUAUCGUUUAAAAUUGUAUAAAAUAAUACACAUAAAACAGUUUGUAUUCUUAUUAGCUAUCAAUGCUAGGUUGUGGCAGUUUAAGGGCGGCAGGGGUGAAUGUGGCAGUUUAAGCAGUGUCAAAUCAAUGGCAUUGUUUACCACAGUCAGAGUUUCCAACGUUUGAGUAACUGUAAGGAAUCUAUUACACGACUGGGUUUCAAAUCAAUUGCAGGAUGAGCAGUCUAGUAGUCUACUAGCAGUUAGACCCAUGCCACCAAGCAUCUUGCAGAUCAAGCAGUUAUUGCCAAUACAUGCGAGCUUAAUUGUCGGUAUUAAAAGGUGAAAAAUGGGCAAGCAGACCGUAGUCGAUAAGCAAAAUUGUCUAGCUUGAGACCUCACAGUUAAAUAUUGUGUGCAGAACUUAAAGUAGGGAGUGUUAAGGAAAAUUACAUCUAAAUAUGUCAACAUAAAACAUCAUGGGCAUGAAACAUCAUGAGUCUAGCUGGACACUUUCCUUGGCAAAUAAAAUUGUCCAACAUUAGGCAAGAUACAAAAACAUUUAAAUAUUAAAAAACUGCUGAAAAUUUUGCACUUCGCAGUGAAAUGGGUAAUUUUAUUCAAAAAAAAAAAAUUAGUUCACCCUUGUCGUGACUAAUUGCCGGGGUGUCUCUAAAGAUAUAUAUAAAAUGUAGCCCAAAGGUUGUUACAUAUAUUAUUAAGCAGAUCAUGCAGGUGGUAUAGAUAAAUGUAUUCAUAUAUUAUAAACUUUGAACAAGCAAACAACUUUAGGACUUUGACUGUUUCCAGUUAGAGCACUUCCAUAAUCAAGUUGCCACACAACAAAUUGAUCAAAUUGACAUUUUUACCUAUUAACCGACCCACCCAGCAUUAAAAAAUUCAAGCAUGGCAUACAAAGGAAAUUGAAAUUAACCCUCUAUACCCAUUCCAUUGAUAUCCUAGUGCAUUGUACCCUCUGAUGUUAGACAUGGUAAAAUCAAACAGCACUGAAAGAAUCCAGCUUUGACGCAACCAACACCUGGUGUUAGACUGAGGGUGAAAAAAAAAAUAAAGUAGGGUAUAUAAUAGGCUCAGAUUCCAGCCGUUGUGUUCUCGCCACUCGCCCACUUAACGGCUGGGUCAAUGGUUAAUAUUUCUUGUCUGUGACGUCAAGGUUAAUAUUUAAAUUUAUGCAUAUAUUUUUCAUAAUUAUGUAUUUCUGUGCAAUGUAAAAUGGCGGCUGUCAGGAGCGAACAAUUUUGUUUCGAAGAGGAAAUAGCAAAUUUUAACAACUUUGUGCAUUCAUCGAUAACUUCUUUGUAAAGGAAAACAAAAUGGAAGCUUUUAAGUUCAUUUGACAAAAUGUUAUUAAGUUCUAGUAUGUUAACGAAGACAGGAACUGCAAUGUAUACGAGUCAAUGAAUAUAUUAUAUAUCUAAAUAGUAAAACAAUAAACCCUACCAACAAAAGCAGGUGAAUCUAAAUAAUUAACGUCUUAUUUUAAACAGUUUUUCAAUGAAUAUUCUUUGAAGAGGAACAUAAAUUUAAUGUUAAUAUUUGAGUUGUUUAUAUAGACUAUAGUUAUACGUAAUGAAAUUUUACGCCUUGUGAUUAAUAUCUAAAAAUUUUCCUUAUGAUCGAUUUUCUUCGAGGGACAGUGAAGUCUUUUAUAGACCAAACAAUAGUCUGUCAAGAUAUGAUCAUUAUGAUGUUCUGGAAGCCUGCAAACUUCAAAGCUACAAAAUAGAAGACCUAGUGUUUGAUGUUGAACUGUACCUUACUGUGCACCUUCAUAGAUUUGGUUAAACAGUCUUUUGAUGUAGCAAGAAUAUUUAAAAUUUAAAAUGUUCUUGGCUUUAUUUCGGUGUUGUAUAAGUUGUCUGUACAAAUGGAGGCCGGGUGUGCUCAUCGACCCAUAUAUGGUUCAGUGUAUGACUGUUGACCAAGUCAGUAAUCAUUUGUAGCUACACACAGCAGUGAGGGGUAUUAUUGUGGUAAUGGUGACAGGAUAUUGCCUUUCCAAAUUGAAAAAAAAUGAUUUGAUGAAAUAACCACCCCCCCCCCACCUUACACCCCUUUGCCAAUGUUAAGGGGGGUGCAUCCCCAUGGCAGUAAAUACAUCCAGGGAUGGAUCCAGCAUGAUCUGGUGGGGGGUGCUCUGCCAGCUCUGGUGCCGAGUUGUGUCGGUCAUGUGUGCCACCCGCCCAUCAACUUGCUUCACUACUGCAAAGUCCUGCUUGACUACUGUAUUUAAAUUGUAAUUGUUGUUCACAUUUCACUUAUCAUCAUGUUAUUACUCAAAUUACUGUUUUAGCAAAUAUACUAGAUAGAUAUAAGUAGAAUAUAAUAUAAUGACAUGUCUUGCAAAUAUAACGACAUAUCUUGUGAAACACUGGUGAAGGUGAAUCGUAUUUGAUUCAAAACAUACAGUUUUUAUAAAUUGUGUGUUAAUUACUGUAUUAUAUAUAUUAUAUAUAUAUAAUGCACUCCUUAUUCAGAAUAACUUUUAUUCUAUGACUAUUGUAACUGAGACAUGCACACUUAGCUGGGAUAUGCCUAGGUAUUUAUAAGCAUAUAAAGAAUUGAGGAUUGAAACUCGAGUAGAUGCCAAGCUAUAAUAUAUUAUUUAAUUUUGAUACAAGAAACACUGCCACUGGAAUCUGUCAUAUAUUACACAACUAUUAACUAUUUGGCAUUAGUUACAAUAAACAUAAUUUAAUAUAAAGACUGAGUCAAAUGUAUUAAUCUUUGAAUUAAGCUAUUGUUUUAUAUCAUCGUUUUAAAUAUUGUCGCGGCAAAUUCAAAUUUUAAGCCGAAACAUCAAGCAGCUGCACGUGCAUUCUCAAAAUUCACGAAUCAAGAUUGAAGUAGAAAAUAUUUCCCUUCAAAAUUGCUCUAUUAUACACAAACAUAACAAGAUUCUUAGCUGGAUAUUACUCAGUCAUCCCUGAUGUUUCAUCUUUGCUUAUUAAGGCUUCAUCGGCUCGUAA
Paramuricea clavata is the source of this 16469-nucleotide messenger RNA. NCBI's taxonomy places the organism in Eukaryota, Metazoa, Cnidaria, Anthozoa, Malacalcyonacea, Plexauridae. The record is from the annotation of a GenBank genome assembly.